AUGGAACUCAAGCGAAAACAUUUUCGCGCCAUAAUUUAUUGCAACUUUCAGAUACAAUUAUCGCAACAAGAAUGCCUUGCUGAGUUACUGUCUGUUUUCGGCAACGAAGCGCCACAUCAGUCGACAAUUUCCCGUUGUCUUAGCGACGAUUCUAGGGUGGGUGCACCAAAAACGGCAGUCACCCAGGAAAACGUCGAUGCUGUGCGCAAACUCAUCAUUGAAGAUAGACAUGUGACAUAUCGCGAGAUUGAGGCGUCCUUGAAGAUCUCAAAGACCUCAAUUAAAAAAUUUUCACAUGAAGAAUUAGGAGUAAGAAAAUUAGUUUCUCGUUGGAUACCCCACCUGUUGACUGAAGAGCAGAAAGCAGCCAGGGUUAAUUGGUGUCAAAAAACGCUUGACCAAUUUGCUAGUGGUGAUGAAUCGUGGAUUUAUUGUUAUGAAUCAGAAAAUAAACAACAGUCGGCUGUUUGGGUGUUCCAAGGUGAAGAAAAGCCAACAAAAAUGGACGCGACAUUUUUGUCAAAAGCGGGUCAUAUUGCAACAAUUCCUCUUAAUGAGCAAAGAACUGUUACUGCGGAUUGGUAUACCAUCAUUUGUUUGCCAAAAGUCAUCACCGAGCUUCGAAAAAUCAACCCCGAAAUAAGAAUCAUCCUCCACCAAGACAAUGCAAGUUCGCACACAGCCCAAAAAACAAGGCAGUAUUUAACGGAAGAAAACGUGGAAUUAUUGGAUCAUCGUCCAUAUAGUCCCGAUCUAAGUCCUAACGAUUUCUUUACUUUCCCGAAAAUUAAAAACAGACUGCAUGGUCAAAGGUUCCAGUCACCAGAAGAAGCAGUUGACGCAUUCAAAAAUGCCGUUUUGGAUCUGCCAGCAAACGAGUGGAAUAAGUGCUUCGAAAAUUGGUUCGAGCGCAUGCAGAUGUGUAUUAAUCUUCGUGGAGAAUACUACCUACUUACGAAAGUACAAAAUGUACAAAGGAACUAG
Messenger RNA from Acanthoscelides obtectus, 984 nucleotides. Lineage: Eukaryota; Metazoa; Arthropoda; Insecta; Coleoptera; Chrysomelidae. The record is from the annotation of a GenBank genome assembly.